Messenger RNA from Cyprinodon tularosa, 2592 nucleotides. Its product is annotated as G-protein coupled receptor-associated protein LMBRD2B-like. NCBI's taxonomy places the organism in Eukaryota, Metazoa, Chordata, Actinopteri, Cyprinodontiformes, Cyprinodontidae. Gene Ontology annotation, cellular component: membrane. The transcript has 18 exons. The record is from RefSeq and is a predicted model, not a curated record. The coding region runs from base 133 to 2172 and encodes 679 amino acids. Gene Ontology annotation, biological process: adrenergic receptor signaling pathway.
GGUUUCAAAGGUUCGGACCUGGCAGGAAGAAAAGCGGAAUAACUUUCAAAAAAGUUGAGUGAAAUUGAGAAAUCGCGAAAGGCUGGACGUCAUCAUGAAGUUUGUACAUCAGAUCUGAUAAUCAGAGAAAGCAUGACUGCUGCUGCCUUGUCUGCUGUGGUCAUUGCUGUUUUCCUUUUGGCCCUCUACCUUCUCCAUCGUUAUGGAGAUCUGAGGAACCAGCAGCGCCUGGUCCUGUUGGGGACCCUUCUCUCCUGGUACCUCUGCUUCCUCAUCGUAUUCAUCCUGCCGCUUGAUGUCAGCACGACUAUAUACAACCAGUGCAUUUAUGACCAUUCAAACCACACUUCCUCUUCAUCACAAAGUGGACGGUCUGUUCUGCCUGACCUCGGCUCGGUUUCUUUCCAACCCUCAAGGGCAGCAAACGUGUGUGUAAAGUCCUGGAGUUACAUCCCAGAUAAUGUCCUGCCAGUGUUUUGGAGAGUUGUGUACUGGACGUCCCAGUUUCUUACAUGGCUGCUGUUGCCCUUCAUGCAGUCCUAUGCCCGUUCUGGAGCUUUCUCCAUAGUUGGGAAGGUUAAAACAGCUCUUUUUGAAAAUGCAAUUUAUUAUGGCACCUACCUGCUCGUUUUCAUCCUCCUGCUGAUCUAUGCAGCCGUUCACCUAAAGCUGAAACUUACAUGGACAGAGCUCCAGACGAUUGGUAUCGCUGCUGCUAACACCUGGGGUCUGUUCCUUUUGGUGCUCUUGCUUGGCUACGGCUUGGUGGAGAUCCCACGAUCUUAUUGGCUCUCGUCUUCAAAUAGUUUUCUGCUGGCGAAGACUUACUUUAAGGUAGCAAAACUGGCAACGGAGAAAGCAGCAACCGAGGAGAAGUUAGCAGAUGUUAUGGAGGAAGUGGCAGACGUCAAUGAAUCUGUAAGGUUCGACCACAUUCUCAGGAAAUAUGUGGACACUAUUUUGACGAAGUGUCCCACUAGGUACCAGGAAGAGAUGGGAAGAAACGUGGAAAACUCUCGUCGAGAACAUGAUGUCGUUCCUACCAAAAGUGGCUUAAUCAAACUUCACGAAAAAGUGAUUACUGCCGUGCAGAGGCACAGCCAGACUCAGGUUCAGUGGACCCUCUUGUUGGAGGAGGCCUUCCAUCUAGAAGAUAUUGAGAAAAGCCAGAGCAGUCCAGGACGAAUCAUCACCAAAAGCUUCUCCGCGGACCCGCCUGGCUGGAUACACAAGUUUAUCUACACUCCUACUGUAGAGUGGUAUUGGGAGUGUGUGUUCAGGAAGCCCUUCUGCAGGCUGCUAGCAGUCCUCCUGUCUCUCCUCUCUGUAGCAGUCGUCUGGUCUGAGUGUACCUUCUUCAGCGCACACCCCGUCCUCUCUCUUUUUGCUGUCCUCGUUCAGAAAGCUGAACUACACUACAACUACAUUUUUAUAGAGAUGGUGUGCUUCAUCGGCAUCCUCUUCAUGUGUGUGUGCGUGUACUCCACGGUGUUCAGAAUGCGGGUGUUUAACUACUAUCAUCUGGUGCCACAUCACCAAACCGAUGCUUAUAGCCUGCAGUUCAGCGGAAUGCUGUUUUGUCGUCUGACUCCUCCAUUGUGUCUCAACUUUCUGGGUCUGAUUCAUAUGGACUCUGCCAUCUCACAUCAGGACAGAAUACAGACAUCCUACACCUCUAUUAUGGGAUCCAUGCGGCUGCUGCCUGCCAUAUCUGAUGGGUUCUACAUCUAUUAUCCCAUGCUGGUGUUGCUGCUCUGCAUUGCAACUAUUUACAACUUGGGGUCUCGCUGUUUAAACCUCCUGGGUUUCUAUCAGUACAUUACUGACAAUGACUGGACCUCUGACCUGGUCGAUGAAGGCAAGGAGCUAAUUAGAAGAGAAAGAAGAAUGAGGCAAAAAAUGGAGGAUGGACAAAAUCGGAGAUGGGCCUGGAGGGAGCGAUAUGGAGCCAAAGCAACUCCAUGGCGAAGCAGAGCCGGUUAUACGGAGUUAAAAAAUGACGCACACAGCCCUGAAACAGAGGCCAUGAAAAAUGUCACCACAGAAGAUGGAAAUGCAGAGGAGCACCACAUUAGUUCUCUUCAAGAUAGCUCCAGUGAUGACGGUUUACUGAAUCAAAGAUCCACGACUGGAAGGUAUCGCUCGCUGACAGGCUUCUUUGAUGAUGUGUAAUCAAAUCAGAAUCUCUUGAGAAUUGAAAAAGCUAUUAAUUAUAUAAGUUAAAUUUUCUAUUUUUUAGGGAGUUUUCAAGGCUGUGGACUCUGAGGGGAAAGUUAUUCUGUAUAUUUGAUUUAUACUAUUCGUGGAUACAGUUUAUUUAAACAGCUGGUUUCUGGUGACAGAUGAGGCAUGUAUUUAUCCAGAAUAUUUGCAGCUCUUUGUGAAAUAUAUUUUUGUAAUUAUCUCUUACAUUUGUCAUAUCAGUUGUAGUAUUUUUAAUACAGUGCUGUAUAUCUCAAUUUCUGCAGUUUAAAAUGAAAACUUUUCUUCACUUUAAACAGAACACAUGAAUUAAUAAUGAAAUCAUAACUUGUUUUAUGCAGGGUUUUUUAUAUUUAUAUGUAUGUAUCUGUAAAUAAAAUAACAAGAGUU